AUGUUGCUCACCCACCAGGCGCUAUACUACCUUUUGUUGUCCAUGUCUGCAGCUGCAGAUAUCGAUCCCGGCUACAACAUCACCACAACCAUCCAGUCAAUGUUGCAACUGGCUAAAAAGUCCUGGGAAUACGGAACCAUAUCCGAAGCCUUUCUCGAACUCCACAAUCCGAGUCUUUCGGUGUUCAGUCCCACCGCGUUCCCCCACAACCUCAUCCCAUCCGUCUCUCAAUCCACCGGCGCUCUAGCCUACGCAAAACAGUAUAUACAUACCAACGCCCAGACAUUGUUUCCUGAUCCGACGGUCGGUGAUCCAGCGUCCCUGGGCGUGGCGUGUAUACUGCUAGGACAGACGGAUGAGGUUUAUUUGAGAGCUGCGGAGAGGCAGGCGGAAUAUAUACUUACUCAAGCGCCGAGGUGGGGAAACGGUGCAAUUUCGCAUCGGAGGGAAGAGAUGGAACUUUGGGCUGAUAAUGUGGCAAUGUCGAUGCCUUUUUUGGCUUAUCUAGCAGUUCAACAGAAGAACGUGACGUUGAUGGAAGAAAUGGUAACGCAAUGUAGAUUGUACCGAGCUGUGCUCCAGACUAGCGCGAGUCUAAACUGGCAGCAUAUCAUUGGUGUAGAGCCCAAAGAUCCUGGAUUCUGGUCGACCGGUAAUGGAUGGGCUUGCUUUGGGAUGGUGCGAGUAUUGCAUACGUUGCAGAACUGGCCUGGAUCAGCACUUAUGAGUUCCCAAGCUGAGGAGCUGAAGAGCUGGAUUCGAGAGAUAUUAGACGGUGCUACGCAGUCACCUUAUGUUGAUGGUUUACUGCCUAAUUACCUUCAUGAUACCAGCUCGUUUGGAGAGAUAUCUGGUACGGCAUUGCUCACCGCUUGUGCGUAUCGAAUGGCUGUCAAUGAUCCUGAGAUGUUUGGAGACAAGUAUGUUGACUGGGCUGAUCGGAAUCGGGCUGCGAUUUCUGGAAGACAGAGACCUGAUGGUGUUUUUACUCCAGCUGCCAAUCCAUAUAGUUGGAAGGAUACUGAGCCUUACUAUGAGGGUUCGCCCGAAGGUCAGGCUUUUGCGAUUUACCUGUAUACUGCUUAUAGAGAUUGUGUUAAUGCUGGGUUAUGCCAAUCGUCAACUUCAGCGGCGACUGCAAAGUCCGGUGGUGAUAUCGGAUCGAUUGAUAUUUCAAGUAUGCUCGAUAACGCUGUUAUCUACGCUGAAAUGGCGGGUCCAGAUCCAAACGGCAGCGGCAGCGGACCCGACCAGAGCAGUGAUGUGAAGGAGUGA
Glarea lozoyensis ATCC 20868 is the source of this 1275-nucleotide messenger RNA. Its product is annotated as Six-hairpin glycosidase. The coding region runs from base 1 to 1275 and encodes 424 amino acids. The transcript has 2 exons. The record is from RefSeq and is a predicted model, not a curated record. Gene Ontology annotation, biological process: carbohydrate metabolic process. NCBI's taxonomy places the organism in Eukaryota, Fungi, Ascomycota, Leotiomycetes, Helotiales, Helotiaceae.